AUGUCCGCAUCCGACGCCGCUGCAGGCGAUCACGCUGGAUCCACGGAGGUGGACGCGCUCACGCAGGCGACGCAGCAUUCACAUCGUCCCAUCGAGCUCGAUGGGAGCGGCUCGCAGUCAGCGUCUGUGGACACCGCCGCGGCCACCAUUCCCGCGGCCCUGCCGAACCUGAACGGUGGGAACUGCUUGCAGGUCUCAGCUCAGCCGUUGUCGCAAGACACACUCAUGGAGAUCAUCCGCAAGCAAGAGGAGGCGCUCCGCCAGAUGAAGGAGCAGAUGGCCCAGGGGCAGCGAGACCAGCAGUCUCAGCCGCCCAUGCAGAUUGAGGGCUCGGCGAACGUUGCCCACCAAGCCCCCCCGCAGCCACCUUCGCCUCUGCAGCAGGUCGAGGUCGUCGAAGUGCAGGACUCCAGCCCCGAGAGCAACGGUGUCGAGCAGAACUUACCGACCGAUGACGAGGAGCUGCUGCGGGCGAUGGACGAGUCUGCCAAGAGCGAGGCCGAGAAGGUUGAGCAGGAGGAGAAGCUCCGUCAGGACAUGAAUAUGGCUAUCAAUCUCUCGGAGGAGGAUGCGAGGAAGAAGGGGGUCGAGGUGCCAGCAGACCGCGACCCAGAGGCAGCCGCGUCCACGGACCCGCAGGGGAGCAAGGUCUCACGCUUGCCGCAGCCAGAGCCAGCUAGCUCGGCAGGUUCGAGUGCGUCAGGCCAGUGCCAGGACGCUCAGGGGCCGCCGACGGCGAGCCAGGUCGAGGAGCUGCUGCAGAAGGCGGUCGCCGAGCAGAGGGAGCGCCAGCUGGAGGCCCAGGAGCAGGUGAGCGCGGGCGGCUCCAAGCGGGAGCGGCAGCCCGAGAUCCCCCCGGCAGAUUUGGAGACGUUGCCGUUCGAGACGCCGCCCAAGACCAGGAAGGAUCACUUCUUGGCGCUGCAAGCUCGGAUGAACAAGGUCGAGGACCGCCAGGUAGGAUCAACUAUCCCACCGACGCUGACAAUUAAGCUCACUGCCAGCGGUGAGGACCAGCUGACACUCUCGGGCAAGGUCGACGAGCUGGCGACCCACGCCAUGCUGAUGGAGUGCCUCCAUUCCGACGAGCUCGGCAGCUUUGUCGAGGAGAGAGGCUUCACCGUCGAGAGCAUGGAUGCCAAGCACUGCGCCGUGAAGUUCGGCAGCGACGCGAAGGUCGACAUGCCAGGCCAGGAGGAGGCAGUGGAUGCAGCCAUGGACAAGGCGCUCGACGAGCUUGACACCAGCCAGUGGAACCCGAAGGCCCAAGCAGAACACCAACUGUGGCAGCGGACUCGGGCUUCAGGUUUCAACUUCAACGCGAAUGGGGCCAAGGGGAACCCGAUGGCCAGUCGUUUCAGGCGGGCGUGCGAGAAGGAUCCUGACGGCCUCGGCGCUGACUACAAGGCGAAGGAGGGGGGCACUGAUGAGGCCGCGGCGUUCCGUGCCAAGUGGGCCCGCGAGAAGUACGGCAACUACCGCGAGGGCAAGAUCAAGAGGGAGACGUACACCAAGACGUCGUGGAAGCAGGGCCAAUACAUCCCAAUUGGUAGAGUUGCGCAUCUGGCGACCAGAAUUGCCAUACAGCGCCUGCAGCUUGGACCUCCUUGGUUCUACUACGACAGCGUGACGAAGUCGAUCCGCAUCCUCUAUGUCACCGAGGGCUACAGUGAGGCAUUCGAGCAGGCGUGGAUCAAGUACCAAGAGUGGGCAUCGGACGAUGUGGAGUCUGCGGUCACGAAGAGGCGCCGCCUGGAAGGGCGCAUGGGCACGCAGGCUGAGGGUCCAGCGCUCGCUGCGUCGGCACCCGUGGAGGACAAGGGCAAUGCUGCAGUCGCGGGAGCUGGAGUGGACAAGUCGAAGACCGUCCCCAUCGAGGAGGAAGCACGCACGAGCACGAAGCGGCACGCAAGUAGCAAGGAGACGGGCAGCGGCGCACCUGAGCCAGAGCCUGCAACCAAGAAGCCAAAGAGAGCAACUAAAGGUCAACAUGCUCAGGCUCCACCAGAACCCAGAGCGGCGGACUCGAUCAAGGAGCUCAUGGUUGCCGCCAAGAAGACGAUCAGCAAGUACCAGCAGUGCUUGAGCCAGUGUAUCACGAUCGAGAGGAGCAUCAACAAGGACCCGAAGUGGAAGUGGGGCUCGACCGACAGCGACGCCCAGAAUCUCCUCGCUGACUACGACAAGAUGAACGAGUUCCUGGCCCAGGAGAGCAACGUGAAUCGGCUCAUCACCGAGGACCUCGGCAAGGUGCGCAAGAGCCUCGGCGACCUCGACUUCUCGGCGGCGCUCCAGAAGCUCCAGACAUUGGACGUAAUGGUUCAGGGCCUGAUGACUCUCUCGGGAACGGUGCAGGAGAUCUUUGCUGUGAAGUGCAGCAAGCACUAA
Messenger RNA from Prorocentrum cordatum, 2388 nucleotides. The record is from the annotation of a GenBank genome assembly. NCBI's taxonomy places the organism in Eukaryota, Dinophyceae, Prorocentrales, Prorocentraceae.